AUGCCACCGUCGCAUCUCGUCACGCAGCGAGGCCCGGCGGGCACUCGCGGGGCCACCCGUUUUACAACAGUACAUUUUUUAUCAAGUUUACAGCACUUCUUGUUCACAGCAUUACUUUUGAGCGUAUGCGCUGCUGCACCCCAGGGGUUGUCCGACCUGCACGACGGCCAACAGUCAUCUUCCAAUCCUUGCUACGAUGCUAUCGGGGAGCCAAAGAUGUGUGUACCUGAAUUUGUAAACAUUGCCUACGGAAAAGAGGUGGUUGCUUCGUCGACGUGUGGAACACCUCCAAGCCGUUAUUGCAAAUCAUCAAUAAACAAAGAAGGCAAGGUGGUCAGAAACUGUUUCAUAUGUGACGCUAGCCAUCCAAAAAGGAGACACCCGCCUUCCUAUCUCACAGACAACAACAAUUCAAAUAACCUUACAUGUUGGAUGUCAGAACCUUUUAUCCAAUACCCCAAAAAUGUCACUCUCAAAUUGUCUCUCGGUAAAAAAUACGAGCUUACCUAUAUUCUGUUACAGUUCUGUUCGGCUAGGCCGGAUUCUAUGGCUAUUUACAAAAGUAUGGACUUUGGAAAAACAUGGAUCCCUUUUCAAUACUAUUCCAGCGACUGCCAAGGAAUGUAUGGCAAAAAGCCCGGAGUUGUGAUCACCAAAGCUAAUCAACAAGAAGCUUUGUGUAGUAAUGUACACAGUAAUAUUAACACACCCGGAGGGGCUCGGGUAGCCUUCAGUACCCUAGAGAACAGACCUGUCGACUUUGAUAGCAGUCCAGUUCUAUGGGACUGGGUUACAGCUACCGAUGUGAUGUUUGUAUUCAACAAGUUGAGUACCUUGGGGGAUCUUGAGGAGCCCAAUGCUAGGGAGAGUUAUUACUACUCUUUGUCAAAUUUAGCCGUCGGCGGACGAUGUAAAUGCAAUGGACAUGCAUCUUCGUGUAGCAAGAAUGCCGAGGGCCAAACGGUAUGUGAUUGUCAACAUAAUACGGCAGGUCCGUCGUGUGAUAGGUGCAAACCUUUCCACUUUGAUCUGCCCUGGUCUCGGGCUACCGAUUAUAAGGCCAAAGAAUGCGUCGAGCUUUCAACUUCUUCACUCCAUCUACCUAUCCUACCAACCUACUUAUCUAUCUAUCUAUCUAUCUAUCUAUCUAUCUAUCUAUCUAUCUAUCUAUCUAUCUAUCAGUAG
Acanthosepion pharaonis is the source of this 1185-nucleotide messenger RNA. The record is from the annotation of a GenBank genome assembly. NCBI's taxonomy places the organism in Eukaryota, Metazoa, Mollusca, Cephalopoda, Sepiida, Sepiidae.